This is a messenger RNA of Amphiprion ocellaris (clown anemonefish), 2924 nucleotides long. It is a transcript of the gene rabep2, whose product is annotated as rabaptin, RAB GTPase binding effector protein 2. Bases 166 to 1614 code for a protein of 482 amino acids. Lineage: Eukaryota; Metazoa; Chordata; Actinopteri; Pomacentridae. Gene Ontology annotation, biological process: endocytosis. The transcript is spliced from 12 exons. The record is from RefSeq and is a predicted model, not a curated record. Gene Ontology annotation, cellular component: intracellular membrane-bounded organelle. Gene Ontology annotation, molecular function: growth factor activity; GTPase activator activity.
CCGCAGGCUCAGACCGGGGAAAGUUGUUUCCUGAAGUUGUCACUGAGCGGCUCGUUUCCACACCAGAGUCCUGGAGCUCGAACGACAUGACUUCGACGGGUUUCUCCGAGUUUUUUUAGAGGUUUUCCGUCUGCCACCCCGCCGGUGAGCCGCCGUCCCUGCUGUAUGGAGCUGACGGACGGGAAGAUGAGCUCCAGCAGAGAAGACUCAGAGGCGAGUCUGCAGGCCCAGCUAACCGAGUGCCGAGCUCAGGUUGAACACUGGCAAGGCGUGGCGACAAUCUGUGAGCUGAGCAAACAGGAGGAACUGGCAGAGCUGCAAAAACAAUGUGAUCAAGAGAUUCAGUCUCUGCAGGAGGCUCUCAGAGAGACAGCAGCACAGUAUGAGGCCAGGAUAGCAGUUCUACAGUCUCAACCUGUGGAGUGGAGGAGAGGCAGUGGACACAACAUGAUCAGUGGAAGGAAAGGCAGGAUGGAUGCAGAAGUCCACAGUAAUGAAUCCCAGGCUUCGAUCGCCAACAGCCUGGCAGACGACGAGGCAGCAGCAUCGCCGGACAGGACGCACAGCCAGCCAGCACAGCCAGCAGAUCUUGAGGCGGCGGCAGAGGGAGAAGGAGGUCCACUGACGACAGAAGGGUAUUUUUCACUCCAGCAGUGUGACUCGGCCUCGCUGUCCUCCUUCUCCUUAGACACGCCGUCUCUGCCCAGAAAACUCCACGCUCAGGAAGACACCGACUCGCUGGUCUCCACAGGAACUUUGGUGCCUGAAGCCAUUUACCUGCCACCAGCUGGACACCGGCUGGUCACACACAGUGACUGGGAUGCACUCAAUGCUCAGGUGUCAGAGCUGCGAGGGGAAGUGAGUCGGCUGCAGGCGGAGAACGAGGAGCUGGAGAGAGAACUGGAUACACAGACCAACCACACACACAAACAGGUGUCAAUGCUCCAGUCUCAGGUCCAGACUUCAGAGGCCCUCCUCCAGGAUUUGCAAAAAUCUUUCAGCCAAUCACAAAAUGCAGUCCAGAGUCGACUGGCAGAGCUGUCUCUGUCUCAGAGAAGGAUGUGCAGCGAGCUGUCCAGGCUGAAAGGAGAAGAGGCCGAGGAGGAUGUCCCAGACACUAGCUCAUCUCUACCAGCAACACUGCAUGGUGCGCAUCAUGAGGAGCGCCUUCGCAUUGAGAUCGUCAACCUGAGGGAGCAGCUGGACACUCGGGCAGAGGAGAACGAAGUUUUAGAGGUGCAGCUUUCCAGUCUGAAGGUGGAGACAGAGAGGAUCCAGGCUCAGAAAGAGCAGGUGCAGGCUGAGCUGCUGGCCUGCCGCACUGAAGUGGACGCCCUGCGGGUGGCUCUCUCUCAUGUACAGAGCACCAACAAGAGCCUCAGCAAUGAUAAAGCAACUUUGCACCAACAGUGUCUGGAGCUGCGUAGUCAAGUGAUCAGUCUUCGCUCUCAGGUCGACACCAGCCAGACUGUACAGAGAGACUUCGUCCAACUCUCUCAGUCACUGCAGGUGAAGCUGGAGUUGAUUCGGCAGGCGGAGACUCUGGAACAAGUCAGGAAAAUCCUAGAAGAAGGAGUCAGUCAGGAUGGUUCCCCACCUGUGGACGCUUCAUGAGUUUUAGAAAAUUAUGUUGGAACCAAACAGCACAGCCCAAGAUUUAACAUCACCAGAGUGACCCAGGAAGGUCCACUAACCACAUGAAAUACGGAUGCUCUGGUAAAGUAACCACUGGAAAUGCCACAGCUGGUGCUGCCAGCACUUGUAUUGUGACACUGGAAAUACUGUAAAAAAAAAAAAAAAAAAACAGAAGCAAUAUGUUGUUUCAUUGUUGUCUCAGAGAGGAUGCUUUGGUGUCAAAUCAGGCUUAGUGACCAAAGUGAGCUGUGACGAACCAGGAAUACUUCAGUACCACUGUUUUUACACGCUCCCUAUUUUCUUACAUCUACUAACACAUUUAUUCCUCUACUAAUACAUGUGAAUAUAUUCUGUUUGUAAAGCUGACGGACUCAAGCAGAACACUCAGCACUUGAUUUUCACAGUGUCAGAACUUAAUACGCAAGUAAUUAAUAUUUUUGUGCAUCUUUGAGAAGGACCACAAAGCAAUGGAUCACAGUGCAAUAAUAAAGUUAUGCAAACUAGACAUUCACCUAAAUUAGCAGUAUUCAAAUGUGUUUUUAUUAUAUAUGUUAAAGGUGGAGGAAGCCAUUCUAAUUUAAUACACUAUAUGUCAAAUUCAGUGGAUUUCUCCUCUAUUCCAGCUGACCAGCAACGGGAGACGUUUGUACAUGUAUGCAAGCAGAUUACAUGCAGAGGAUAGUCCUGUGCAUGCAUUUUCUGGAAAAUACGGUGAAUUUAUAAUACAAUUAGACAUGUCAAGAAGGUAGAGCACCUGAAGUGAGAGACAGUGGCGACUGUUCCUCCUCUCCGUUACCAAAAGGAAAGGUUGAGCAAGUAGCCGGGCUCCUUUGCACAGCAGCAGGUUACCGUUAAACUCCAGCUCCAUCAGGAAAAGCCUGGAAUCUAUUACUCUGUUAUGUUUUGGAUGCUGUUUGUGUGUGUCAUUGAUUUGAUGACAUUUUACAAUGUUUGUUUUCCUCAGUUAUAAAGAAUAGAUGUCCACUUCCUCUAUACAAAGCUAGAGUUUUUCUCUUUCGGUCAGCAACCCACUUUUUGUAGUUGUUGGCAGUGCACAUCCAUGAAUGUGAUGGCCACAGUUUCUGAAGGGUUGUGUUUGUUUGACUGCUGAGCAUCAACACAGUUUCUCAGGGAUGGCUUUCUCCACCUUUAGAGUAACUUUGUUUUUAUUUUAGCUAAGCAUUAACAUUCCUGUCCUUACUGCAACCAUGAUCGCUUUUAAACUGUAAGCAAGUUUAUGAUUGUGGAUUUGGGAAAGGAAUAAAGUGAAAAAUGUUAAAGAUGAUAAA